Molecule: messenger RNA, 4822 nt
Organism: Cololabis saira (Pacific saury)
Lineage: Eukaryota; Metazoa; Chordata; Actinopteri; Beloniformes; Belonidae
Gene: nr4a2a
Product: nuclear receptor subfamily 4, group A, member 2a
Exons: 8
Coding region: 250-2058 (602 amino acids)
Biological process (GO): dopaminergic neuron differentiation; cellular response to corticotropin-releasing hormone stimulus; central nervous system neuron differentiation
Cellular component (GO): nucleus; transcription regulator complex
Molecular function (GO): zinc ion binding; RNA polymerase II cis-regulatory region sequence-specific DNA binding; nuclear receptor activity
Source: RefSeq, a predicted model, not a curated record
CUCGCGUCGCUGUCAGUACGCGGAGUCGCACGGGUUCGCCUAUACUUGGCUAUGCUCAUGGUUUGGAGCUUUCACUAAAAUUGAUGAAUCCCACCUGCAUGCUUAUCGCAUGGACUGAGAGGCACGAUCCUGAUGUGAAAGAGGGGAAGAUCCAGAAGAGAGAAACGAUAUCUUCAAUCCAGACACCCACACGACUCCUGACAUUAUCCAUUUCAAGUGUCAGUGGGAAACUGUCAGAAGACUUGAGCCAUGCCCUGCGUCCAGGCUCAGUAUGGAUCAUCGCCUCAAGGAGCCAGUCCUGCUUCCCAGAGCUACAGCUACCACACCGCGGGAGAAUACAGCUGCGACUUCCUAACGCCCGAGUUUGUUAAGUUUAGCAUGGACUUGACCAACACCGAGAUCACGGCCACCACUUCCCUCCCAAGUUUCAGCACAUUCAUGGACAACUACAGCACCGGCUACGACGUGAAACCCCCGUGUCUCUAUCAGAUGCCCCACUCGGGAGAGCAGUCCUCGAUCAAAGUGGAGGACGUGCAGAUGCACAGCUACCAUCACCAGCAGAGCCACCUGCAAACUCAGUCGGAGGAGAUGAUGGCGCACUCCGCCGGGCCUGUGUAUUUCAAACCCCCGUCCUCGCCGAGCACGCCAAACUUCCAGGUCCAGCCUAACCACAUGUGGGAGGACCCGGGCUCCCUGCACACUUUCCACCAGAACUAUGUCGCUUCCCACAUGAUGGAUCACCAGCGCAAGACGCCGGUGACCUCGAGGCUGUCGCUGUUCUCCUUCAAGCAGUCCCCGCCCGGCACGCCCGUGUCCAGCUGCCAGAUGCGCUUCGACGGGCCGCUGCACGUCUCCAUGAACCACGACAACCGAGACCCGGGCUCCCACCACCACCGCGGCCUGGACGGCCAGAGCUUCGCGGUGCCCAUCAGGAAGCAGGCCGGCCUGGCCUUCCCUCACUCCCUGCAGCUGAGCCACGGACACCCGCUGGUUGACAGCCAAGCGCCGUCGCCCCCGUCCCGAGGAUCUCCGUCAAACGAGGGUCUGUGUGCGGUGUGUGGGGACAACGCGGCCUGUCAGCACUACGGCGUGAGAACCUGCGAGGGCUGCAAAGGAUUUUUCAAGCGCACCGUUCAGAAGAAUGCAAAAUACGUGUGUUUAGCGAACAAAAACUGCCCUGUUGACAAACGCAGAAGAAAUCGUUGUCAGUUCUGCCGUUUCCAGAAGUGCCUUGUCGUCGGAAUGGUGAGAGAAGUUGUCCGAACGGAUAACCUGAAAGGACGGAGAGGACGUCUACCAUCCAAGCCCAAGAGUCCGCAGGAACCUUCUCCACCUUCGCCGCCGGUGAGCCUCAUAAGCGCACUCGUUCGUGCCCAUGUGGACUCCAACCCCUCCAUGUCUGCUCUGGACUACUCCAGAUUCCAGGCAAACCCUGACUACCAAAUGACUGGAGACAACACUCAGCACAUCCAGCAGUUCUACGAUCUCCUGACGGGCUCCAUGGAGAUCAUCCGAGGCUGGGCGGAGAAGAUUCCUGGCUUUUCUGAUCUACCGAAGCAAGAUCAAGAUCUCCUCUUCGAGUCCGCCUUCCUUGAACUCUUUGUCCUGCGGCUUGCAUACAGGUCCAAUCCCGUGGAAGGGAAACUUAUUUUUUGUAAUGGAGUGGUGCUACACAGACUACAGUGCGUCCGUGGAUUUGGAGAGUGGGUGGACGCCAUCGUGGAGUUUUCUUCCAAUUUACAGAGCAUGAAUAUAGACAUUUCAGCUUUCUCCUGCAUCGCAGCUCUAGCCAUGGUAACAGAGCGGCACGGGCUUAAGGAACCCAAGAGAGUAGAGGAUCUCCAAAACAAGAUCGUCAACUGCCUCAAAGAUCAAGUGACGUUCAAUGGCGGCGGCUUGAAUCGUCCCAACUACCUGUCAAAACUCCUGGGAAAGCUCCCCGAACUGCGCACUCUCUGUACCCAAGGUCUGCAGCGUAUCUUUUACCUAAAGCUAGAAGACCUAGUCCCUCCGCCUGCAAUAAUUGACAAACUUUUCCUCGACACCCUACCUUUCUGAGUCUGACUCAGUGGCCAAACCUCAAAGAACUUCUAAGACUGUUUGAGUCAAGCUUAACAGAUUAUUGUUUCUGGUUUAUUUCCCCCCCCUCCAUGCUCCGUAGGCUAAUAGAAUAACGUUUAAUGAUUGAGGGUUCGUGGGAAAAAGUAACGGAAAGAAGAGUAAGAGUUUGAUCGCUGUUUAGGCCUUUGCAUUGUUCAUGUUCUUUUAUUUUUUGGAUUUAUUUAAGUGCCAAACAAGUGAACUGUCCCUCCAGUGGACGACAGAGUUGACCUGAUCAUGCAACCAUUUACUGUUUCUUUAACAUCGGCUCUACUGAUUCAUCCAGAUGUAAUAUAUUCCAUUUAUAUAUAAAUAUAUACAGUAUAUAUAAAACACACACGCACACAAACACUGUAUAUUACGAUAGAAUAUGGGAUGCUUCUAAUGCAUCGGUUUAUAAUGUGUACAAAGUUUGUUAUAAUGAAAGAUUGAAUUUUACCUUUCGUUUUGGACUCGUGCCUAUGUGUUUCUGACAGGAUCCCAAGCAUCCAGAUAAGACAACGCAUGUUCCAGUUUUUCAUUUUCAUUUUCUUUUCCCUUUUUCUUUUCUUUUCUUUUAUAGGCACUUGCUGAGGUGAUGUCUAUAUAUAAUAUAUACCGGACACUAUGUAGUCUGCUAGAUUUGAUACAGAUUCGUAGUUAUGGCAUUCCUUUUAUGUAUGGCGCAUAUGUGGAGAAAAAAAAAUCAUCUGUAUAGAAAAAUGAGGGACCCAUGGUGUUUGUAAAACUGUCAGACAUUCCUUGUUUGUAUGUGCUGUAAGUAUUGUUGCUGUUGAAUAUAAACGUUUCUAUAUAUUUAUUAUUUCUAUUGCCAGAAGCUACACUAAGCAUGGUGCAAUUUAAACGAUUUCAAACCCGGGUUCAUGCUGAGCACGUUGUCUAUGUUUUAUGUCUUCUUAACGUCUAAGUAGUUAUGAUUUAACACAUUUGGAGGUGAAGAGAAAAAAGAAAAAAACAAAACAAACAAAAAAAAUCCCCCAUCGUACUGAAGAGAUUCAUGAGUGUGUGAUAUAGGCCUACAUCUUUGGCAUCAUGAUGUAAUUACAACCUGUGUAACGCAUUAGGUGCCGAAUUCAAAAACUUUAGAGAGAAAGAAAUAUUUAAUGUUUACAAAUAAACCUUUUAAAUAAAUUCAUUGCUAAAUAUUUCUCUGAAAUUAAUAUAUACCUUGUAAUAGAUGUUGCAUACUUUGGCACAUCAAUCUUUUUUUUUUCAUUGCGAUUAUUUAGUUGUCCUUUGCUUUGUCAGUAGCGCACAGGCCAUCAUCACAGCAGGAGUUUAUUAACGUUACUAAUAAUCUCCUUUUCUUAUUUCUUCUUAUUAUUAUUUUUAUUUUGAAUCUAAAAUAAUGCACCCAUUUUAGACAAAAAUCUGAACAUUUCGUGAGUGACCGGCAAACUUAGUAGGCCUACUCUUAUUUCAUUUUAAGUUACUCCAUAAACGCAAAUAUGUGUGAUUUUGAUAAUUUCCCACCGUUUUAGAGCUAUACCAAGAGCAAGAAUACGUCAAUCCCGAAUGCCUUAUUUGAGGCAAUCUCCUACAAGUCUUACCUAUGUCUGUCAAUAUUUUUAAUAUUUCAAUAUUGCAAAACGACAAUUUUAUUUACUGGCUGGUGAAUCCUAUUUUUCAUUUUCCAGUCUCUGGAUCUCUGGAUUUGCAGUGACUUAAAAAUGGCAAUCCAGAUUUGGUAUUAAGUAUCUUACAAUUUAACAGUAAUUAAAAAACAAAAAACAAAAAACAGAUUUUCUAAAUCAGCCCAUUCCCCUUGAAGAUCUGUGCAACUUCAGAAAAUUCAACUUUCGUCGGUCUGGAACUGUAACCUGCACAGUCAGAUCAGUACUGAAUUGUUCCAUCGGUUUUCGGACAAUAAAAGGCAACUAGGAACCCGCAGGUGCUAAUACCAGACAAAAGGAUUACAUCUGCAGCUGAAAAGUAGGAUGCACAUGCUUUGUGAAAUGUGAAACCUGCAUGACGCACAGGUAAUGCGACUUUAUAUCGCGCGCAUAUGCGUCAAAUACCUCCAACUGUCUGCGAAAUGCCGAGAUUUCACUUAACAGAAAAGACACGAUGAUGCUCAAACGGAAACUUUCUCGACCAGCUUCAGUCCGCGGCUCAGACUCGUUCACCGGAGCACGUGGUUGAUGAAAACGCAAAGUAACCUAUCUGGUUUUAUUACUGUAAUAGUAAGCCGGUGAUGACCGGCCACCCACAAAUCCCCGGAGAGUCCAGAGCGGCGUUCCUGCUUUCCUCUUCUUCCUCCAAUCCACCGGUCAUUAAGUGACACGAGUAAAAAACCUGCAAAUGUAUGUCAUUUAAACUCAUUACCGCUGAUGCAAAGGGAAUUUAAAGCUCUUUAGAGGUGUCGUCGUGCGUCAUAUUUGCAUAUUGUAAACGCAGAACUAAAAUUCGCUCAACAACGGCGCAGUAAAGUGAAGCAGAGGCCGCUGUCACAAAGACUCUCCAUCACACUGUCAGAGGAGAGAAGUGACGCCAAGCUCUGAGGCAUGUCUGGGACUCAUCCACAUUUAUCACAUGAUCAAGAUGAAGGGAACAACUUAUUUUGAGAGAUAUUAGCAGCAGGCAAUAAAUUGUCUAAAUGAUUAGAUCGUCACUGUAAUGUGCUAAUUCCAAGGCAAAUUGGGAUUACUUUCAGAACCAGUUUGCUGACAUUUAGCAGAUCUGUUGAAAGGGUGCAGUACAAUGUCACAAGUUUCCUCUGUUG